UUAUUAUUCUUUUUUUUUUUGACUAUCAGUUAUCGAUGUCUGCUCAACAACCCAAAGACGAUCAAGAAGCCAAGAUCAUUCAGCAAGAAGGUCUCAAGGCCCAACUUGCUCAGUCUGUAGAAGCUCAAGCCCUUAAGGUCCGUCAAUUGAAGGCUGACAAGGCUGACAAGACAGAGAUUGACAAGGAAGUAGAAGCCUUACUUAGUCUCAAGAAAGAAUUGGCUCUUUUAGAAGGCGACAAGAAGGCUGACAGUGGUAAAAAAUCUACUAAGCCUGCCAAGACUAGUUUUACUUUAAAGACGGCCAAGGUAAACAAUACUCCCUCCCCCAUGAUGUUACUUAGAUUUGAAACAGGGUACCAAAGAUUACAAUGACAAAGAUAUGGCUAUUCGUGAAAAGGUCUUUAAUACUAUCACCAAAGUCUUCAAGAAACACGGUGCUGUCACUAUUGAUACACCUGUUUUUGAACUCAAGGAAAUCCUUGCUGGUAAAUACGGUGAAGACAGUAAAUUGAUUUAUGAUUUGGCCGACCAAGGUGGUGAAGAAUGCUCUUUGCGUUAUGAUUUGACAGUUCCUUUUGCUCGUUUCUUGGCCAUGAAUGGUAAAGAAUAUCCCAACAUUAAGCGUUAUCAAAUCGCCAAAGUAUAUCGCCGUGACCAACCUGCCAUGACCAAGGGUCGUAUGAGAGAAUUUUACCAAUGUGAUUUUGAUAUUGCUGGUACUUAUGAUGCCAUGAUCCCUGAUUCUGAAAUCCUUCGUAUUCUAUGUGAAGCCUUGACUGAUCUAGAUGUCGGUAAAUUCACGGUCAAGAUCAACCACCGUAAGAUUUUAGAUGGUAUUUUUGAAGUCUGUGGUGUUCCUGAAGCCAACAUUCGUCCUAUUUCUUCUGCUGUUGAUAAGCUUGAUAAAUUACCUUGGGCUGAUGUCAAGAAAGAAAUGGUGGAAGAAAAGGGUCUGGCUGUCGAAUCUGCUGACAAGAUUGGUGAAUAUGUCAAGCACAAAGGAGGUCGUGAUCUUUUAGAGAUGCUGAAGAAAGAUACUGUCUUGAUGGCCAAUGCCAAUGCUGCUGCUGGUCUCAAGGAUAUGGAAACCUUGUUUGAUUAUUUAGAAAUCUUUGAUGUAAUGGAUUUGAUGUCCUUUGAUCUCAGUUUAGCCAGAGGUUUAGAUUAUUAUACGGGCAUUAUUUAUGAAGCCGUGACAGAGAAAUCUGCACCUCCUCAACUUGCUGAGGGUGUGAAGCCUAAAAAGAAGGAAGGUACAGAUGAACUAGAUGAAUCUACUGUUGGUGUGGGUUCGAUUGCUGCUGGUGGUCGCUAUGACAACCUGGUGGGUAUGUUCUCUGGUAAGAACAAGAAGGGUGUUCCUAACCUUCAAAUCCCUUGUGUGGGUGUCUCUAUUGGUGUUGAGCGUGUGUUUUCUAUUUUGAUGUCUAAACAAAAAUCAACCGAAAUCAAGAGUAAUGAGACUGAAGUCUAUGUUAUCUCUGUGGGUGAUGGUCUCUUAAAGGAACGUAUGGCUAUUGCUAAACAACUCUGGGAUGCUGGUGUCAAGGCUUCUUAUAUGUUCAAGAACAAACCUCGACUUGAUAAGCAAUUUGAUGUUUGUGAAAAAGAAAUGAUCCCAUUGGCUGUCAUUAUUGGUAAAGACGAAUUAGAGCAUGGCCAAGUGCGUAUUAAGGACAUGAGAGCCAAGGAUGAAAGUCAAGGUGGUGGUAUGACUAUUGAACAGACUGAUAUGAUUCAGGAAAUUAAAUCCAGACUUGAACUAAUGAAAUAAACGUCAUACGCUCUCUAAAAUUUUUUUUUUUUUAUAUCUA
Messenger RNA from Gilbertella persicaria, 1816 nucleotides. RefSeq names its product histidyl-tRNA synthetase. Gene Ontology annotation, biological process: mitochondrial translation; histidyl-tRNA aminoacylation. The record is from RefSeq and is a predicted model, not a curated record. Gene Ontology annotation, cellular component: mitochondrion; cytoplasm. The transcript is spliced from 4 exons. Gene Ontology annotation, molecular function: histidine-tRNA ligase activity; ATP binding. Lineage: Eukaryota; Fungi; Mucoromycota; Mucoromycetes; Mucorales; Choanephoraceae. The coding region runs from base 382 to 1776 and encodes 464 amino acids.